This is a messenger RNA of Theobroma cacao (cacao), 1822 nucleotides long. RefSeq lists its product as uncharacterized. NCBI's taxonomy places the organism in Eukaryota, Viridiplantae, Streptophyta, Magnoliopsida, Malvales, Malvaceae. The record is from RefSeq and is a predicted model, not a curated record. Gene Ontology annotation, molecular function: GTPase activator activity. Gene Ontology annotation, biological process: intracellular protein transport; activation of GTPase activity.
UGUGCUGUCACUCCAUCUCUGAUUUCACCUCCUCUCUCUCUCCACGAAGAGAAGAGGAGAACUAGAAGAAAAAAAAAGAAAAAAAAAGGAAAAAACUCACAUCUUCAACUCGAAAUCAGUCCCUCAAAAAUUCUCCUACUUUAGACUCCCAAUUUUCACAACAAAUUGCACGACCUGCUUUUAAAAAUUCACAAAUUUAUUUUUAGAAAUAGAGAGCAAAUCUCGAUUCCAAUCUUGAAAUGGUGAGGAAGCGAGUACCUGAUUGGCUCAACAGUUCGCUCUGGUCCACAACUCCCAGUGACGAUCGCUUCCAACGCUACUCCCCUUCUCCCACCACCGCCACCGCUGCCGUUUCCGAGCCAGCUGUUCAGCCUCCGGUUCCAGUGCCUCCUCCCGCGGCAGCGUCAAGACCUCAGUCCUCUCCUACUCCAAAAUCCGAAAUUAGAGAUCCAGUUAAUGAUAAUAGUGACAAUGAUAGUAAUGAUAAUGAUCAAAACGGCAGCUCUUCUGACGUUUCUCCUGAGGAUAUCUCUCGCCAGGCUCAGCUCUUGGUCGAGUUGUCAAAGAAGGUGGUAAAUAUGCGGGAAUUGCGGAGGAUUGCGUCGCAGGGGAUUCCUGAUGGUGAAGGAAUCAGGUCUACUGUGUGGAAGUUGUUGUUAGGUUACUUACCACCUGAUCGUGGGCAAUGGUCGUCUGAAUUAACUAAGAAAAGGUCUCAGUACAAGCAUUUUAAGGAAGAGCUCUUGAUGAAUCCUUCAGAAAUCACAAGGAGGUUGGAGAAGUCCACGGGUUGUGACAAUGAUGAGUCAAAAUCUGAAAGCCGUGGUCCGCUGUCAAGAUCACAAAUAACUCAUGGAGAGCAUCCUUUGAGCCUUGGGAAGAGCAGCAUCUGGAAUCAAUUCUUCCAGGACUCGGAAAUCAUUGAACAGAUUGACCGAGAUGUGAAGCGCACUCAUCCAGACAUGCACUUCUUCUCUGGGGACUCACAGCUUGCAAAGUCUAAUCAGGAUGCAUUGAGAAACAUAUUAAUCGUAUUUGCCAAGUUAAAUCCGGGUAUAAGAUAUGUUCAAGGGAUGAAUGAAAUCUUGGCACCUCUAUUCUAUGUUUUCAGAAAUGACCCUGAUGAGGAAAUGGCGGCCGCUGCUGAAGCCGACACAUUCUUUUGUUUUGUUGAGUUACUGAGUGGAUUCCGUGAUCAUUUCUGCCAGCAACUUGACAACAGCAAUGUGGGAAUCCGUUCCACAAUUACUAAGUUGUCACAGCUUCUGAAGGAACAUGAUGAAGAGCUUUGGCGUCAUCUGGAGGUCACAACUAAAGUCAACCCCCAGUUUUACGCAUUUAGGUGGAUUACUCUGCUCUUGACACAGGAAUUCAAUUUUGCUGACAGCCUUCACAUCUGGGACACACUUCUAAGUGACCCUGAAGGACCUCUCGAGACAUUGCUUCGGGUAUGCUGUGCAAUGCUGAUUCUCGUUCGAAGGCGCCUACUAGCAGGGGAUUUUACUUCUAAUCUUAAACUUCUCCAAAACUAUCCCUCGGCAAAUAUCAGCCAUUUGCUCUACGUUGCCAACAAGCUGCGCACGCAAGGCUCAGGCUAAACCUUAUUAACCACGCAUUUUGUCUCAACCCUUUUUCCUUGGUUUCAAAAAGGUUAGUGCUUGUAAAUUGGUGGGGGUGUAAAUUGGUUGGCAGUCACAGCUAACAUUUAGGGAGAACAUUUCUCUCUAUUUCUGUUCCAUUAUUAUUAUUUUUUUAUGUUGGAAGUAAUGUAUUUGUUUCAUUCAGGAUUGGUUUUGCAGUAAAAGUUUUUGUUUCUGUAACA